Abrus precatorius (Indian licorice) is the source of this 1386-nucleotide messenger RNA. RefSeq names its product mRNA cap guanine-N7 methyltransferase 2. Gene Ontology annotation, molecular function: mRNA 5'-cap (guanine-N7-)-methyltransferase activity. The record is from RefSeq and is a predicted model, not a curated record. Gene Ontology annotation, biological process: 7-methylguanosine mRNA capping. Lineage: Eukaryota; Viridiplantae; Streptophyta; Magnoliopsida; Fabales; Fabaceae. The transcript has 10 exons. The coding region runs from base 53 to 1105 and encodes 350 amino acids. Gene Ontology annotation, cellular component: nucleus.
AGAGUAAUUGUGGGGAGAGGAAGAGGAAGAUUGUGCUGGUGAGUGAUGAAGAAUGAGUCAAUCUCGGAGCGAGUCGACUCACCACCGCCUCUAUGAUUGUGCCAAAAUGGCUCUCGUCAACAUCUUCGCUCACCCCUACGCCACCGUCUGCGACUUGUAUUGUGGAGUUGCCGACGCUGAUAAAUGGCUCGACGCCCAAAUUGGUCACUACAUUGGAAUUGACGCAUCUUCUUCUGGAGUAGACCAAAUGCGAGAAGCUUGGGAAAGCCACAGGAAAUCCUACACCGCCGAGUUCUUUGAUGUUGACCCUUGCACGGAGAAUAUAGAAGUGCCUUUGGAGGAGAAGACCAACAUGGCAGAUGUUGUCUGCUGUUUGCAGCAUUUGCAGUUGUGUUUUGAGACUGAAGAGAAAGCCCGGAGACUUCUACAUAAUGUGUCAUUGCUGCUGAAACCAGGGGGUUAUUUUCUUGGUAUUACUCCUGACUCCUCUACCAUAUGGGCCAAGUACCAGAGGAAUGUUGAAGCCUAUCACAACAAAAGCAGCAGCAUGAAGCCAAACAUUGUUCCCAACUGCAUUCGGACAGAGAAUUACAUGAUUUCUUUUGAAGUUGAAGAAGAAAAGUUUCCAUUAUUUGGAAAGAAAUACCAGCUGAAAUUUUCUAGUGAUGUCUCUGCUGAAACUCAAUGCUUGGUUCAUUUUCCAAGUUUCAUCAGGUUGGCCAGGGAAGCUGGGCUUGAGUAUGUUGAGAUUCAAAACUUAACAGAGUUUUAUGAUGACAACAGAGCACAGUUAGCAGGGCUUCUAACGCACUAUGUUCCAAACCUAUUGGAUCCCAGGGGAAGACUUAUUCCUCGAUCAUAUGAUGCGCUAGGUCUCUAUAGCACAUUUAUAUUUCAAAAACCUGACCCAGAAAUCGCACCCCCAAUUGCGACUCCAUUAUUGCAAGAGGCUAGUUAUAAUCAUGAUGAGCAGGGAACCAGUUGGCGAGAUGAUGAAAUAAUGAAUGGACAUAUAGAACCUGCUCUUGGGCUGGGCAAGAUAAGCGAACAAAAAGGGAUAUUGGGCCCUGGCCCUGCAGAUUUACGUUUUCCAGAGGCACUUUGACUGUUUUACUGAACCUACAUAUUUAGUUAAUUUUGUUGUGUCUAAUGCAGUUAAUAUUUUAAAUUGACAAAUUGCAGCUGAAAACAGAAUGCAAAUAGCUGUUAACUUUUUUUAAUGGUAAAGGUUAGGUUAGGUGUUUCCUUUGGCAUGUAGUCAAUGUGAACGGAUUAGUUUAUCCUGUAUUUGCAUAUUAUACUUAUUACCUUUUCUCUGGGUCUUCUACCCUAUGGUAUCCCAAACAGUAGAAUUAAAAUAUAGUGAACUAGUUUGAAUUAAUUCCG